AUGCAUAGUGUGACCGUUGGAUUUGUGGCACUUGCCGCCCUCCUGACCAUCGCGCACUGCCUCCGGAUCCAUGUGGACGAACCGCAGUACUAUGGCGACGUCUACCACGAGAGAUCUGUGUACCACCAGCACAGCCUGGGCCUGAAGAAGAAGGAGAAGCAGGAGCAGGACUUCAGCAAGAUCCCCGGAGUGCCCGGAGUGGACUAUCCCGUGUACCACGAAGUGCCCGACACCAGUUUCCACUGCGGCCAUGUUCCCGCCGUGCCUGGAAUGUACGCUAACCCAGAGACGGGCUGCCAGGCGUAUCACGUGUGCCACGACGGCCGGGAAGGACACCAGGGCGCGUCGUUCCUCUGCACCAACGGCACGCUGUUCAAUCAGAAGCUCUUCGGCUGCGACUGGUGGUACAAUGUGGACUGCCAUCAGGCCCAGAACCUCUGGAGAUUGAACGCCGAUCCCGAACUCAAUCCAUUUACGCCAAAAAAGAAAUUGGAGGAAGUGCCAAAAUACCAGCAUCACUACGAACACUAUUAAUUUCACCUUCUUCUGCGUGUGGCCAAACACGAUUUUCUGCAACUUUUCCCCUAAUCACAGUCUGAAAUGAGAUUUUUCUUGCCUCCGCGCUCAAGCCAUUCAUUUCCAUCAAUUCCUCACAACCCAAAAAUCCGCAACGCCUUUUUGCCCAUUCCCUCGAGCCAAUUCUACCUUCAUCAUCUAAUUUAAUGACGAAAAACAAAUAUUAAGUUAAUUUAAAGACUCGAGCAUUGUAUAGCCGCAUGAAAAACGAGAGUGUAAUAUAUUUUAGAGUAAUUUUUUCGGCACAUUAAACGUGAAUGAGAGAAAU
This is a messenger RNA of Phlebotomus argentipes, 844 nucleotides long. RefSeq lists its product as uncharacterized. The transcript is spliced from 3 exons. Gene Ontology annotation, molecular function: chitin binding. Lineage: Eukaryota; Metazoa; Arthropoda; Insecta; Diptera; Psychodidae. The record is from RefSeq and is a predicted model, not a curated record. Gene Ontology annotation, cellular component: extracellular region. Bases 1 to 534 code for a protein of 177 amino acids.